AUGGGCAUUUCGCGUGGGAGCCGAAACAAGGCAAACUAUAUCAAGAGACCAGCAUACAGCUUGGACGAACAAGAUGACGAUGACAACACAACGCAACGCAACGAUCUGGGAUGGUCAUCGUUGAAUCGAGGUCGGGCAGAGCUGAUUCUUGGUAACAGAGCACGAAGGUCGAUCGCUGAAUGGCAGAAAAUCCUUGGAAAUGUGGAUGUGAUUCCAAACCCGCGCCAGAAGAGCGCGGCCAACGUUUGCCUUUAUUUCGAAAAGUAA
This is a messenger RNA of Soboliphyme baturini, 267 nucleotides long. NCBI's taxonomy places the organism in Eukaryota, Metazoa, Nematoda, Enoplea, Dioctophymatida, Soboliphymatidae. The record is from the annotation of a GenBank genome assembly.